CGGCAGCUGGCUAGCUGAGCUAUAUAGGCCACACAUGGAAGAAGUGAAAAGCAUGCGAGGGAGUGAACCGGACAGCUAGGGCACAUGCUUUUCACUGAUUCGUUCUUCGUACCUAGUCCCUGCAAACAUCUUCAGGGAUCUGUCUUCUCGUCAGGAGCUAACGGUACAGGAACCGGCAGGAGGUCGAUCGGCAUGGACGACUCGAGCAUGUUCAUCGAGUGGGCCAUGGAGACGCUGCAGCACGACGACCCAUUCUCGUCACUGCAAGAUCUCCACUGGCCGGAGCUACAGAAUGGCAUCGCCCCUGCAGAAGCUGCAGCCCAAGAUGGCCACCCACUCCGCGCCACGGACAGCUGGAGCUCCGGCGCUGACAGCGGCCGUGAGAACACGCCAAGAGGUGCGGCCGUGGAGAACGACGGCUGGUCGUCCAACUGCAGCGUCGGUAGCACAACCUACCCACCCGCCGGCUGGAACUUCAGCUCCACCAUGCCACAGCCGAGCACUCACGACGAGAUCACGCCCACCGCCCACGAACCAGCGCAGGACGUGCCUCAGCCGGCGCAAAGGUCGCCGGCGUCAAGGAAACGCACCUUGAAGAGCGCCGCCAGUACGGAGACGGGGCAGACGUCCUCGCCGGAGCCGUGCGUGCAGGAACACGUCAUGGCUGAGAGGAAGCGCCGCGAGAAGAUCAACCGCCGCUUCAUCGAGCUCUCCACUGUCAUCCCCGGUCUCAAGAAGAUGGACAAGGCGACGAUCCUGUCCGACGCUGUGAGGUACGUCAAGGAGCAGCAGGAGAAGCUCAAGGAACUCGAGGACCGCAACGUGAGGAGCGUCAAACCGGUUGUGCUUGUCAAGAGGCCCUGCAUCGCCACCAAACCGUACGGCGCGACGACGACCGGGAGCUCGCUGCCAGAGAUCGAGGCAAGGAUCUCGGAGAGCACUGUCAUGCUGAAGAUCCAUUGUGAAGACGGCAAGGGCGUGCUUGUCAAGUUGCUCGCCGAGGUUGAGGGGCUUCACCUUAGCAUCACGCACACCAAUGUCAUCCCCUUCCCGUCUUGCACUGUGAACAUAACCAUCAUGGCAAAGGUGGAUGAGGGGUUCGACAUUGUACCACAGGACAUUGUAGGGAAGCUUGGUGCGGUGUUGCACUGAUGUCAUAGCUGAUCACAAUAAUAAUGAUAUGGCCAUAUCAAUAAACAUGGAACCGCCAAGACCGAAGAAGCAUCAAUCAGUCGAAAUAAGAAAGGGAGAUGCCCCUUUCCGAAAAAGAAGAAGAGGUAACUAGUUCAUGUGUGUUUGUGUGUGUGGUUGUUUUUGCUACAAUAAUAAGUUCUUGGUUUGUUUUUCGAAAAUGAGGAUUCCCCUCGGACCGGGCGCACCAUGAGAGAUGGAUAUUCAUUCUACUUUGGGCAUGCAUGCUAAUAAAGCUAUAAGUUGUCGGUUUUU
Lolium perenne is the source of this 1446-nucleotide messenger RNA. RefSeq names its product transcription factor bHLH35-like. NCBI's taxonomy places the organism in Eukaryota, Viridiplantae, Streptophyta, Magnoliopsida, Poales, Poaceae. Gene Ontology annotation, molecular function: protein dimerization activity. The record is from RefSeq and is a predicted model, not a curated record.